Molecule: messenger RNA, 6962 nt
Organism: Haliotis rufescens (red abalone)
Lineage: Eukaryota; Metazoa; Mollusca; Gastropoda; Lepetellida; Haliotidae
Product: single-stranded DNA-binding protein 3-like
Exons: 18
Coding region: 84-1418 (444 amino acids)
Biological process (GO): positive regulation of transcription by RNA polymerase II
Cellular component (GO): nucleus
Molecular function (GO): single-stranded DNA binding; protein binding
Source: RefSeq, a predicted model, not a curated record
CAGGUCUACUUGAUGUUGGCAAGGCAACGGGGUCAGUGUCGUCCUUGAUGGCUUGACAGGUGCGUGACAGUUCAGCUCUCAGCAUGUACGCGAAAGGGAAAGGGUCUACUGUUCCCUCGGAUGCUCAAGCGAGGGAAAAGUUAGCUUUGUACGUCUACGAAUAUUUAUUACACGUAGGGGCCCAGAAGUCAGCGCAGACAUUUUUAUCAGAAAUACAGAUACGAUGGGAGAAAAACAUUACACUGGGCGAGCCGCCGGGGUUUCUACAUUCUUGGUGGUGUGUGUUUUGGGAUCUAUAUUGUGCCGCGCCAGAGAGGAGAGAAACAUGUGAUCAUUCUAGUGAAGCUAAAGCAUUUCAUGAUUAUGGUUUUGUAAAUUCAGGGUACAGUGUAAAUGGUAUAGCGCCGAAUGCAGCGCCCAGUCCGCUCAGUCAGAUGCCCCCACAAGAUGGCAUGCCUGGCGGUCCCAUGCCACCUAGUUUUUUUCCUCCUCCCGCGUCCCAGCCGUCCCCCCAUUCACAGCCUCCUCACAAUCCCAUGCUGGGACAAAACCAACCCUAUAUGUCCCCACGCUAUCCAGGCGGACCCCGAGGUCCUGGGGUCCGGAUGCCUAACCAAGUUGAGUUUAACACACCUCCCGGCAGUGCUGCAGGACAGAUGCCUAUGCCCAACAGCAUGGAACCAAGGCCGGGACACCCGGGCAUGGGCCCAAUGCAGAGGAUGAGUCACCCAGGGGGCAGGAUGCCCGGUCCAAUGAACCCAGUUUACGACUCAUUACCAAGUUAUGGUGGCAUGAGGGGUCCACCGCCUAACUCAAGUAUGGGGCCAGGAGGCCCUGCAGGAAUGCCACCAAUGUCGAUGCCAGGGGGUCCCGGUGGACCAGGGGGACAGGGGAACAGACCGUGGCCACCUACAUCAUCAUCAUUAAACUACUCGUCAGCAUCUCCAGGAAGUUAUAAUGGUCCCCCAGUAACAGGUCCCCCAGGUACACCCAUCAUGCCCAGUCCACAAGACCUCCCACAUAUGCUUUCAGCGCCAGAAGCAGGUAACUCAGACGGAAUGUACAGUAUGAUGAAACCAGGUGGUCCGGGCGGCAUGCCGGGGAUGCCAGGGUUUCCAAUGGGACCUGAUGGGUCUAUGGGACCGAUGGGACCAGGGGAAAUGCCUCCAGUAAUGAAUGGUAUGUCUGUUCCAGGGGAUAUGGAUGGUAUGAAGAACUCACCUGCCAACGGCCCAGGAACACCAAGAGAUGAUAUGCCACCUGUUAGCGCAGCAGACAUUGGGGGAUAUGGUCUGGCUGGGUACCAAGACAAUGAGCAAAACGAAUCUGCCGCUAUCCUAAAGAUUAAAGAAUCUAUGCAGGAGGAGGCAAAACGCUUUGAAAAAGACGCCGACCAACCAGAAUAUUUCAUGCAAUAAAACCUAAAUUAUUCUAUUAUUUAUAUGUUAGUACAUUGGACGCGAUUGAAGUCUUCUACAGGUGGUAGUGCCAGUGAUAGAAUGGCCUGGAUGUUCACUAUGACUGCAGGAUUAGGGAACUUGACGACCUUGACCUUCUUUAUUUGCGUACAUUAGCCCUGGCUCCCGGCUUUCUCUGCUCUCUAGACACGCAUGUUCAUAAUCUCUAGGAAAAGCUCCAGCAGCCGACUCCAGCCUCCGAAGAGUUCAGUUUCAUUUCUGUUGUAGACUAGUCAACUAGUUUCUUCAGUUGUCCCUAAUCUGCAAGACUACUCAAGUUUUCUUGACAUUGUGUUGCUUGUAGACGUGGUCUGCUCUGCCAUGUCUCCCUCAUCCAGGUCAUAUUGAACAGCCAGGCUUGAACAUUGAGACAUCAGGAUUGUUUGAUGAUGAAGAAAUAGUCUUCAAGCCAAUACAGCUGGCCAGUAGUAGUAAAGUAGCUCAUCUUUGCUUCCACUUAACAUUAACAGUACUGUACUGUGUCCUGCCCUCAAUUGCAUGUCUUGUCUCCGUCAAACUGACCUGUUAUUAAAUGAGGGUCCUCACCUGUCUCAGGCAACCAUACGACCGUCCGUCCGUCCGUCCGACCCGGCAGCCGAGCUGCAGCCACGCUGUUGACAAUACUGAAUUUCCAACUCUGUAGACUUGCUGCCUUAGCAUUGCAACCCUUGUGCCACUGUGCCCCACUAAACUACUAAACCAGGGAGGGGGCGGGGCGGGGCAUCAUCAUUGAGUCAUGUGCGACACACAUUUAUGUAUUUCUAUGUUCUAUAUGUACACAUAUAUUCAUAUAUUAUUGGAGUUGUCUUCCCAUGUUGCUAGCAUUGUCUUCUGAUAAAUUGCCAAAAUACCGAGCGUUUUUGUACAUAGCAAGAUCAUCCUGUUAUUAUGCAAAAGUCACAAGGGCUAGAGUGAGCAGCAACCUCAGUAUGCAGAUCACAAGAUGCUGCUGUGCGGGAGAUGUUAUCUGCGGUUAAUGUAGUGUUUGACAAGAAGUCAUGGUUGAAGCAGUAUCAUUGGGGCUACAGAGGCACAAGGAUUGCGUGUAGCAUAACUAUAUACACCAUAACUUAGCUCUGUUUAAUCCCUUCUACUUUGUCACUGGUGUCCUUCCGAAACGCUUACAGCCUAUCUCUCUGCCCCGAGUGCUAUGUAAUCUCCUUAAUGAUGAUUGUGAUGAAUCUCUUUGGUUGCAAUCUCAAAACCAUUAUUUUUGGGACCAAUUGGUGAGGAAACUCUACUGUCUUCAUCAGCCGUGCAAGCCAAGUGUGGGCCCUCCAACAUAUAUUCGCCAGAUCUGUAGAUGUUGACAGUCGAGAUAACAUGUAGCAUUUGGCUUCAAGAUUAUUUCCGAGUUCAGUGCUCCACAAGCUUGUUUUUUCUCUGGUGCACAUGUACUCCACCGUGGAAGCAGGGGUGAAUGAGUGAUCGAGCGAGGAGUGCAGAAUAUCUGACUUGUUAUAUAUUUAUAUCUGCGAGCUGAUCCCGGCCGACAUCUGUCACUCGGUGAGCUGACAACCCUCUCUGUCUGUCUGCCACCAACUUACAGAUGUCCGAUAGGUUUCAGCUGGCAUCUUGUUAUACUCUGACUGCACAUGGUCGUUUCUGAUGUAGUCGGAUAAUGUGGCUUUUUGUAUAUUUUGAUACUGGGCUGCCCCGUGUUCCAGCUUCUUCCCGGGGCACUUUCUGUCCCUCUGUUUCUAAUGUUGAUGUGAGUGUUUUUAUUUAUGUGUUUGUGCGAUCGAUAUCCUCAUGCAAAUCCAUAAUCCGCCUCUAGGAAGUAGGUAUCACAGCGUGGACGCAGCCCAUGAGUAAUGUAUGUGAAUCUGUGGAGGGAGCUCUGCAGGGUUAUAUUGUUUUGUUUGUAGUCCUUGCCCACAAGUACUCAUAGCAGCAUUUUAUAAAUCUCUAGUUCUGUAUUGUUUUCCUCCAGCUGUGUAGCUGUCUUGGGCAGUACGCCAUAAGCAGAAUUUGAGUUUUUCACUCUAUGUUUGGCGAGCAUGAGACAGCUGUAGUGUUUGUGUGCUCCGCCUGCGACAACGCUAGUCACCUAGUACCUUAUCAGUUUCUAUACUGCCAGUGCUCACACUAAUAUUGUCGUAGGAACAUAUAUUUUUUCACAAAUUUGUCAAAAAAACCUGCUCUUGAUCAAAAUGAUAAAAAUACUGAAACAUGUCCAUAUUUUGAUAUAGACUGUCAUGUACAUAACUUUAUCUUGACCAUAUCAUAAAAGAUAUUUGGUAGACUUAACACUGUACUCCAUCAAUCUUCGAAAACGUUUUAUUCUGACAUCUUCCGUAAAUAACGAGUUUCAUUGCAAUGGAAGUAUGUUAGUACGGUGUGGCAGUAGCAGUGUUUGGAUUGUUUCCUUUCUUUUAGUUCUCAUUAUUAACAUGUAGUAAACUUGUUGUAGUUUGUUUGACGCAAACUUUUUAAUCACUUAAUGUUCGCUCCACAUCUAAGAAAAUCUCUUGAAACGAAUACGAGCCGUCUGUCAUUUAAUGUUUUCAGGAAAUUUCUUUGCAACGUUGUAGUGGAACUUUUAACACUUUUGCUUUAAGUUUUGUUUGUAACGUGUAUUUGGCUUCUAAUGGAGCGUUUAGUGCAAAUGUUUUAAAUGAGCGCAAAUACCUCUUCUCUUUACUUGUAAUGGACAAAUUGCACUUUCGGUUGUUUUUCAGGACAGCCUCGCGUGCUUUUAGCAAGCCGAAUGAAAGCUGGUAAGGGUGGAGAUAGGGACAAACAUUCAGAAAGGGGAAAGGAAAGAUAAUUUAAGAGGCAAUCCAACCUUGUGACAAUGUGUAUCCGUAGUCACUUCUCCAUAGUCGGUUGCUAGGUGACCAAGAUGAGUGUCACUGAGACCUGCUUCUCGAUUCAAACUGGGAUUCCGAUUGGUUAGAAGACAUGAUGAUACAGAACAGUCGGAAGAUGGUGAUAGCUGUCGCCUUCCCAGCAUUCCCCAGGAAGGAGAGCAGAGUUACUCCCCUUGGUGGACUGGGAUAUACCCAGAGAAUAACUGUCUUGUCAAUUUCUUAUAUCAAAUAUGCAUAUGAUAAGUUAAAUUUGUGAUAGAAUUUGUGGGGACUUUCUUUUGGCAUUUAAUUGGGGAGUGAUUUGAAAUUGUAAACUUUGUGUGAAGAUCUGAUUCUGCUACUGUCGUGGGUGGGGGUUCCACAAUGUGAGGGAAUGGGAUCUCAUUCACAAACCACUUGUUUUGCUGGGGGCAAAACCACAUCAAGACAAUUCAUUGUUAAUUCUACUUCCCCACUGAAAUCUACUACCCCACAGCUAGGCGACCAGUCCUGCAUAUAUAUAUUGAUGUAGAUGGUUCCUUGUGAAUGGGGUGGGCAUAAGGUGGUCUGAUGGUAGGGGUGGGGUGGGUCGGGUGGUGGGGAGGUCAUUACUGCCCGGCGAUGUCGACGCCAGUGCCGUCGUAUCCAUCGUGUACAUUGAAGAAUGAUCUGAUCGUGUAAAGUUACCUGUAAUUAUAUUUAUUUAUCUUCAUGUUGGUGGAGUACAGUUGUUAAAUAACUUGCAAGCAUUUUGCCAUGUAUAUGGUAAAAACCAAAUUUGAAUGCCUCUUUUUUGCAAUACUGUACGAUAUGUGAUGUGACAGUUUGUUACGUUCACGUAGUUGUAGCCUGUUGAUUGCUCACAAUAUGCCGCCGCCAUACAUCGUAAUGGGAGUAUGCGUAACUUGUACGUACGUACGCAUGCUCUCGCCGGCUGGUGUAUUGAGACAGUAGAUGUGGUACAAAUGGAUAGCCCUAGUUAUUGUAAACACCUCCUCGUCAUUGCGCUGUCAGGCAUCACCAGGGCUCAGAGGCUGGUCCAGUCCCCCCCCCUCCAUAUGGCCCUGAGAUUCCAUAUCAUAUCAAUGUGCCCGAAGAGAACCGUAACAUGUAUUUUAUGACAUCAUCCUCAUGAAUCACCCACUCACUACAAUGACCUACCUACCUUUGUAAAUAUUUCAUCUCAACCUGAUGUUUGAUAAUGUGGCUCAAAGGCACUCUCAAUUCCAACAUGGCAUAUCAUAUGUGUUCAAGUCAGUAUUGAAUACUUAUUCCAUAACCCAACCAUCUAGAAUACUUCGGACCAUAAUCUUCUUCACAUAUUUUGGCAUAUAUUACCUAUGCUGUUGUUGUCCAUAUCAUUAAGUGCUUACUACAUUUCAAAUUCAUAGACAUCGCAUGAUAUUGAAGAGAAUAAAUAUGUAUUUUUCAUACUCAUUCAAUAUACGUAGUAUGGAUUACCAAUUGGCCAAAUAGCUCACUUCGAUAUUAAUUCGUAGCAUAGCUCACCUGAACUUACAGUUGUAGAGUUUUUUCGGAAUCGUCAGAUGAUCAUCUUGAUUGAGACUAGUGCUAGGUAACAGGGAUAGUGUGGCAGGGCCCAGGGAGAUGUCCUCGCUCAUGAUCAGUCAUUGUAUACAUUGUUACUCAUGUUUUCAUGCAAACAAACAUCUGGUUGUAUAGUUGUUCCCAUUAUAAGGCGAGGCCAUCUUUCUGGUCGUGUCACUGGAAAGGAGGGAAGUUACUCUCAAGGAAAUUAGUCCUCGUAUUGUUCUGAAGUGCAGACUCCUGUUAAAAUUGACAUUUACAAACAUCGAAGUAAGAAUUGUAAGUAUUCAAGCUUCAGAUCUGCAUUUGAGAACACUGUGAGAAGUAGGACCUAUGUUGUGUUUCAGAACACUAUGAGAAGUAGGACCUAUGUUGUCUUUGCUCAGUUUGCCUUGCUUGCCAACAAUAUCAGGAUAUUUAUAGAUACAAGAAAGACUUUUCAAAUCCCAGAAAGACUGACCAGCCUUUGAGAUCUUUCGUGGAUAUCUUUGACUUGCUGAUGUUCAUCUACCUCACACUAUCACUAGAAGGUCUGGUUAGUGCUCUUGCCACAAAAAAACCUUGUAAAGAAACACACUCAAUGAUGCAACCGACAAGGUGUGAGUGGUGGGAGUUGUCUGCCCUUGUCACUCAAUCAUCUCAUCUCCAUUUGUAAAUUAACCAAAGGCAAGUCGUGUCUAGAGGUGUGGCUCAACCCAAUUGUCUUACAGCGUAAUGGCUGAUGGGGUGUAUCGCCUUGCUUUGUAUAAUAGCAGCGUUAUUAAAUGCGACAGGUUUAUUUCCCAGCGUAAUGUUGUACAGCCGUGUGGAUCUAAAGACAGUUGUUAAAAGUCGGCUAUGUAUCAUAUGCUGCUCCAUAUUUUAUUUGGUUGGGAGGGUGGUUACAACCAGCUGUACAGCAGGCGUUAAAGCGGCCCAACAGUGUAACAAUCAAAAUUUAUGGCAAUAUUGUAAUAUAUCUCAGUCAUUUUAUAUUCUAUUCAUUUCAUGUGUGGAGAUGGUCUCCUCAUCUUCUAAGUUAUUGUGUCCUUCUCCGUUGUGUAGCGACCUAGAUUUGUCAUCUUUAGUUUGAGACAUUUCCAAUGUGUGUCUUGUGCAGCAUCUUGUAGACUCACUCAUCAGAGGGCUCUAAUAAAAUAUGUCAAACUGUUGGAUCCCCCACGAA